Molecule: messenger RNA, 1183 nt
Organism: Folsomia candida
Lineage: Eukaryota; Metazoa; Arthropoda; Collembola; Entomobryomorpha; Isotomidae
Product: thioredoxin domain-containing protein 9 homolog
Exons: 4
Coding region: 243-905 (220 amino acids)
Biological process (GO): microtubule cytoskeleton organization
Cellular component (GO): cytoplasm
Source: RefSeq, a predicted model, not a curated record
AGCAAGGAGGCCAUUUGACUAAAAAUACUGGUCACGUGGUGGGCAGGAGAAGCCUGUAAGCACGGCAGCACCACCACCAAACCGAGACGCGCGGAUGCAGCAGGAGGGCGAACAGAGCAAACUUCUUGUACUCAUCAUCUCGCCAAAAAACUUUUCCACCACCUGUCAACAAUUUUCGUCCGGAAGUUGAAUAAUUCUAGGAAAUCUUGUGGUUAGGUUCGUGACUGAAUCGAAAGAUCAAGAUGGAAAGAGUGGUUCAACAGCAGUUGGAGGAAAUUGGGAAGCAGUUGGAGAGCCAAGUUGAUGAUCAAUUGGCCAAGUUUGAAUCCAUGAAGGUUGAUGAUCUCCAAAGUAUUCGAGACGAAAUCCAGAAAAAGAGGAAGCUUCGGAUGGAGUUGGAAAAGAAGUGGAGAGAUCUGGGACACGGAAGUUACGACGAAUUAGGAGAUGAGAAGGCGUUUUUUGACGCUGGGAAAAAGUCUGAUCGGUUCAUUGUCCAUUUCUAUCGGGAAGCGACGGAAAGGUGUAAAAUUGUGGAUGUUCAUUUGAAAACUUUGGCAGCACAGCAUUUGGAAGCACGAUUUUGCAAGAUUGAUGCUGAGAAGAGUCCAUUUUUAUGUAGUCGUCUUUCGAUUCGAAUGCUCCCAACGAUCCUUCUUCUUCACAAGAACAUUGUGGUGGACCGAAUUCUUGGAUUUACCGACUUGGGAAACAGGGAUGACUUCAAGACGGACAUGUUGGAGUGGCGAUUAGCCUUGAAAGAUGUGAUUGAAUACGAAGGGGACAAGCAUAACCCACCAGACCAUACUGGGCCGAAGAAGAAGCAUCAGACGAACAUUAUCCGAAAAAGAAACAUUCGACGAGGUAAUGAAGAUUCAGAUGAUACCGACGAAGGAUCAGAUUAGUAGCAAUUGUCAAUGUAACAUCUCACCUAAAUAUUUGUUAACAGUUGCUUUCUACUUUUCUACUUAAUGCAACAUUUUUACCUGAAUUGUUGCCUAAUAUUCCAAUUAUAAUGCUAAAUUGCUAGUGAACAAUCUCGUCGACACGUUUUAUUCAUAAAAUAAUGUCAAUUUUUUAAUGAAACUUUCUGUGAGUAAACACAAGUAACAUCGCCUUGUAAAACGAUUAAUCGUUAAAAAACAUUCUUAAUUUUAUACACCAAAUAAACAUUUCAAAGCAA